Molecule: messenger RNA, 4261 nt
Organism: Cavia porcellus (domestic guinea pig)
Lineage: Eukaryota; Metazoa; Chordata; Mammalia; Rodentia; Caviidae
Product: transmembrane protein 220
Exons: 5
Coding region: 2116-2583 (155 amino acids)
Source: RefSeq, a predicted model, not a curated record
CUUCCUUUGAGCACUUACUGUAGCACCCGGGUGUUCAGCUUCAUAAAAGCAUUAGACUUAGCUCUGUACGCGCCCGCGCUCAGGAGGACAAAGUAAGGUAUUCUAUUUCAUUGGGAGUCUCUAGGAAUUUAAUGUAGAGCUUCCACUAUAGAAACUCUUCCUGUGUUGGCUCCCGUCAUCCACCCCCAGUCCCAGGGAUUGAACCCCGAUCUUCACAUAUGCUAGGGAAGCUCUCUACUCCUCAGCUACAUUCCCAGCCCUGUUAUUUUCUUUUGAGACAGAGUCUCCAUAAAUUAACUAACCUGGCCUCAGACUUGCCAUCCUCCUGCCACAGCCUCCCAGGUAGCUGAGAUUAUAGAUGUGCACCACUUCAGCUGGCCCGUGUUGACUCUGAAAAUGAAUGGACACACAGAUGAACAACGAGUACGUUCCUGUGCUUUGGGGACUGUCUCUGGGCCCAGCUCGUCCCCAUGUUCCCUGCUUCUCUUUGCUCAUGGGGGAUAUCGCUAUCAGAAUCUGUACAGACACGAUUAGCACCAGUUAGAAAAAUACAGAAUCACUCACUAAGAUGUCACUGGAAUCAUCAAGGGCCUGGACUUGCUCUUCUCCACUGUCUCAUGUUUACACCACAGCUGCUGCAGCUCCAAACAUCUCAUCUCCAAGUAAGGAGAAGCAAAGCAGGAACACAAUAAGUUUCUUUUUUGUGUCUUCAUCCUUUUAUUUAGGAGAACAAUGUUUCCCAAAAAGCUAUUCAGACAGGGCUGCAGUUCAGUGUGCCCCCCCAGUGUGGUACGUUGUGGGGUUCCAUUCUGAGUGAUCAGCACACGCCCACACCAGCUGUUAAAUACUUUGUGCAUUAUCAGCCUUCUUCUGGAAGAUCACUCCUGGAAUCUUGUUGCUGGAACUGUGACUGUUCCCAGCUGUGAGAGCUGCUAGGAAAGUAGUUUUCCUGGUGGCAGGUAGACCAGAAAGUGUGGGAUCAGGAAGGCUGCCACGGUACUCAGUGUAUUGAGUAUUCUGAUGCUUAGUGUUUUUUAAACAUCCAACAAAAAUAAAAAAAGACCAGUGUGAGUUCUAUUGAGUUCAUGUUUGAGCACUUUUAAUGUGCAUUCUUUUAACUUGUGUACAAGAGGAAAUUAUUUUCAGUCUUCAAUUUCUUUUCUCUCAUUCAAGAUAUAGAGAUGCGCUUAUGUAAGAAUAUGUCAGGAUUGUGCAGCAAAACUGUUACUUAGCUUAAAGGACUGUUUUUUUCCUGUGUUUGCAAUGCACUGAAACACUGUUUUAAUCUAUUCAUGACAGAUGUGUGUUGCACUGAUGCACAUGUUAAAAAUCUCUGCCUAACUUUUCUUGUGGAAAGCACAAUUGAAUAUUGUAGGACGUGUGUGUUUAUCUUUCAUUCUUUCUUGGGCUCCUUUGGGAUCUUUGUCUCUUGGUUUUCUCUCAUUCAUGUGUGCGUGCGUGCGUGUGUGUGUGUGUGUGUGUGUGUGUGUGACAGAGAGGGUCUGAGUCAUGUAGUUUUGCGCAGGGUGGGGAUGAGAAGCUAACCUCUCAGUGCUCCAAGUGUGGGAGCUUCCACAAGUCCUGGGAGCUUGUUAGAAAAGCCCUCUCCUCUCAGACCUUCCAAACUGGAAACUGAGUUUAAGAUCCCAAGCACAUUAAGUUUGAGAAGUACUGGGUUAACCCUGGGGAGCACCUCUGUCCACCUUUGGUAGAUCACCUGGCUUGCAAACAUCAGUACUGACUGAUGUUCCAGUAAUCAUUAAGGCCAGAGAAAGAAAGAUGAACAAAGGGGCUGUAAUCCAAAUGUGUUCUCUGCCCAACGGCAAGAUAUACAUGACUUUAAAGUGAAAACAAAUCACAUAAUAUGAUCAGCUCUCACAGCUUCCAAAUAAAGUGAAGGAUUCUGAUAUAAGCAAUGCAGCGGUUAAGAACUACACUUCUUGGAAACUCUCCAGACUUCUUAUAAACUUAGGCUCCCUACCUUCCCUCUGUCCACAACAGACUCAUACACAGCACCAAGUUUUGCCAGAGAUUGCUUGCUGUGAGAAGAGGACCAUCGUAGGGCCAGUCUUCUAACUUCCUAGCCAGCCUAGCCGUUUCCUAGUGAAGAGCCUCAUGUCAGUACGUGACACAACGUAUCCGUUCGUGAUGGUCUGGCUUGCAGAGAUGUUCCAUGAGGUCAAACCCAGCAAGAUCACCAAGGUGGUGUACAUGAUACCUGCCGUGCUGACCCUGCUUGUUGGACUUAACCCUCUUGUCACGGGAAGCUGCAUCUGGAAGACUGUUUCUGCAGCGCACGUCUUAUUCUGCCUGCUGUGGGCUGCCGGCCUGGCCUGCUCCCUCCUGCUGCGUGCACAGCACAACAUCUUACACGAGGAAGAAGGCAGGGAGCUGUCUGGUCUGGUGAUUAUCAUAGCAUGGAUGAGUCUGUGCCACAGUUCUUCAAAGAAUCCAGUUGUUGGAAGAGUUCAGCUUCUUCUUGCCAUUGUAAUAUCUCUUUUCCCAUUUAUUUUAUGGGUCUAUGUGUAUAUAAACAAGGAGAUGCGUUCUUCCUGGCCGACACACUGCAAGACAGUGAUUUAAGUGAAUCCAAGAAGGGUGUGCUCUAAAAAUGAAAAUAUUCUAUUCCCUAUAAACUUUGGCAUAACAGAAGAGUUUUCCAGUUUAAGGUAGUGUGAACAGACAUAAGAGAUUAUCUACAAAUAAGGAAUCUAUAAAAGCUCUUGAGAAUUUUUUAAGACUGCAUACAGUACAUUGUAAGAUUGUACAGAACAAUAAGAAUGGGGUCUGACAUUCUCUGGCUGCCUUUCAUGAAGGACAUUGUGCUAAGUGUAGUCACAAGGUGCAAGAAUGGAACUUAAGAAAUCUGUCUUCUGUUGGGCACAAUGACACAUGCCUGAUAGUUGUUUUCUUAUCUGUAGAAUGAAAUACCAGAUCCUCUACUUAUUUAUACAGCUGUUAAAAUCCAAGUAGACAUGAAAUACUCUGAAAAUAUAAAGUACUGGAAAUUACGAAGUGCUAAACAUAACUAAAAUUGAGAAACAUUGAAAGAGAGGUAGGUCCCAGAGAUGCCUAUAGCCCUAAAUUAAUCUCAUAUACUGUUUUAGAGUCAGGAAUUAAAGACUGUAGUUGAAUGAAAUCAACCAUUGUGUCUUGGAAUAAAAGAUUAUUGAAGGGGGGAUGUUAUGGUUUGUGUCUGGAUGUCCCCCUGAAGCCUCAUGCAAUCAUGAGGGCAGGCUUCUAGAUUUUGUGCUUCAUGGUCCAGUGCUGGGAUUAUGGGUGUGGGUGCCUCGUCCACCAUAGGUGGGUGUGGCCUACGUACAAUAUAUCGGACAGAAAGAGUCUUCUUUCCACUCCUCCCUUUUUGCUCCUGUGGCUUUUGUUGUCUUCUGCUGCCAUCAACUGUUGCCCUCUGACAUGUACCAUUCUGCCUUGGAGCCAGCAGAUUACAGAGUGAAACCUCCACAAACCGUGAGCUAAAUAAACCUCUCCUCCUGUAACUUGGGGCAUCAGGUAUUUUAUCUCAGCAAUGAGAAAAGUAACUAAGAAGGGGGAAAGGACCUUAGGACCAAUCAAGAAGGAAACAGAAUAUUAAUUAAGAAUAAUUAAUUUCAUUAUUCUGAAAAAGGCCAAAAUAUCCACAUUUUUUUAAAAAAAAAUGAAUGUUGUAAGUGACCCUAGAAUACAGAGCUUCUUUUUUUUUUUUUACAUCUUUUUAUCAGUACCGGGGAUCAAACUCAUGACCACCUGCUUGCAAGGCAGGUGCUUAUGCCACUGAGCUAAAUCCCCAGCCAAAAUAGAGAGCAUUUUUUUUUUUUAAUUUUAUUUAAGGAGAAAAGAAAAAAAAAGCAGGGAAAGGGUACAAGUUAUACAGAUAAUAGAGAGCAUUUUUAAAAAGCUGUUCUCUCCAAUAUGACAGCCAAUGGCCACACGCUGUUAUUGAGCAUUUGCAAUGUAGCUAGGGUGACUGGCAAAGUAAAUUUGCAGUGUUUUUGAUUUUUAAAAUGAUAUUCAAUUAUCAGAAAAUAUUUAAGUGUGCCUGGAACAACUUGGGCAUUUGAACCUACGUUUUCAACUGCAAAUUUUGAUAUCUACAUGCAGAUCGUCUUUGCAACAAUUUACUGUUCAAAUGAGUGGGCUGUUAAGUAUAAAAUACACACCAGAUUUUAAAGAAAUUGUACAAAAAGAAUGUAAAAUAUUUUAUAUUGAUCUCAUGUUGAAAAGAUUUAAAUAUAUAUUGAAUAAAAUACUAUUAAAACUA